AUGGCGGACGACACCAGAACGCCCUUGGACCACUUCAAUGCGGUAGCCGAGUCCUAUGAGAAGAGCACUGGUGGCUGCACGAGAGAGCUCGCUGAGAGGCUCGUCCCGUUACUCAAUAUCAACAACGACUCCGUGGUUCUUGACAACGCAUGCGGCACUGGUAUUGUUACCGAUGUUAUCAUGCAGAAGUUCAACAAUGGGAAAGGGCCUGUAAUCCACGCGGUCGACGGAGCAUCCAAGAUGGUUGAGCUCGUGGAAGCCAGGUUUCCGGACAACGACCAUGUACGAACAGGUGUCAUGCCUGGCGAAAGUUUGAAGUUCCCCGAUGAGACCUUCACCCACUCAGUCACCAACCUCGGAUUCUUGUUCUUCGAUGACGCGAAGAAGGGCGCAUCUGAGAUUUGGCGCACGCUGAAACCUGGCGGUAUUGCUGUUGUCACCAAUUGGGAGGAGCUCGGAUACCUUCCCGUCCUGUGGAAGCUCCAACGUGAGAUACGUCCAAAAGAGGAGCCAUUCAGCGUGCCUAUCAAGCCCGAAUGGUUCAAACCCUCUCAUACGGAAGAGGUUCUGAGAUCUGGUGGGUUUGAAGAGGUUGACCUUCAGGAAAUGGUUGUUCACUGGGGCGCGGAGAGUUUAGAGGAGGUCUCGUCGUCAAUCGUUCAGAUGUUUGGCCCCGCUGUGUUCAAGGACUGGAGCGAUGAAGAUAAGAGAAAAGCAAUGGAUAUGGUACCGUCAAUACUGAAAGACGUUACUGUUUCACUGAACAGAAACGGCCAGAGUUGUGUUGGUGUCACUAUGAAAGCUAUCGUUGCUAUAUGUAAGAAGUAG
Colletotrichum chrysophilum is the source of this 828-nucleotide messenger RNA. RefSeq lists its product as uncharacterized. Gene Ontology annotation, molecular function: S-adenosylmethionine-dependent methyltransferase activity. The record is from RefSeq and is a predicted model, not a curated record. NCBI's taxonomy places the organism in Eukaryota, Fungi, Ascomycota, Sordariomycetes, Glomerellales, Glomerellaceae. Bases 1 to 828 code for a protein of 275 amino acids. The transcript has a single exon.